UCCAACCCGUCGGGGCUGCCGCUCCGGACCCGCCGCCACCGUCGCACCUCCUCCCCCUGGAUCGGGUGUACUGUCCCAACCCGAAAGUCCAGUUUUGCGGCCCGGCAGCGGCGAGCGAGCGCGAUGACACAGGAGUACGACAACAAAAGACCAGUGUUGGUUCUCCAGAAUGAAGCACUCUACCCGCAGCGGCGCUCCUAUACCAGCGAGGACGAAGCCUGGAAAUCCUUCUUGGAAAACCCGCUCACUGCCGCCACCAAGGCCAUGAUGAGCAUCAAUGGCGAUGAAGACAGUGCAGCCGCGCUGGGCCUGCUCUAUGACUAUUACAAGGUUCCGAGAGAGAGACGGGCAUCCACAGCCAAGGCCGAUGUGGAGCACCCAGAGGCAGACCACAGCAAAAGAAACAGCAUGCCAAAUGUGACUGAGCAGUCCCUCAUUUCUCCUGGAGAAAACAGAGUACAAGUUCUGAAAAAUGUGCCAUUUAACAUUGUCCUUCCCCAUGGCAACCAACUGGGCAUUGAUAAGAGAGGCCAUCUAACAGUUCCUGAUACAACAGUCACUGUCUCCAUAGCAACAAUGCCUACCCACUCCAUCAAGACAGAAACCCAGCCCCACGGCUUUGCCGUCGGAGUCCCUCCCGCAGUGUAUCAUCCUGAGCCCGUUGAGCGGGUGGUGGUUUUCGACCGGAACCUUAAUACUGCUGACCAGUUCAGCUCUGGUGCUCAACCCCCAAAUGCUCAGAGGCGAACCCCAGACUCGACCUUCUCAGAGACCUUCAAGGAAGGCGUUCAGGAGGUGUUCUUCCCCUCGGAUCUCAGUCUGCGGAUGCCUGGCAUGAAUUCAGAGGACUAUGUUUUUGACAGUGUUUCUGGGAACAACUUUGAAUAUACACUAGAAGCCUCAAAAUCGCUUCGACAGAAGCCGGGAGAUAGCACUAUGACAUACCUGAACAAAGGCCAGUUCUACCCAGUCACCCUGAAGGAAGUGAGCAGCAGCGAGGGCAUCCACCACCCCAUCAGCAAAGUGCGGAGUGUGAUCAUGGUGGUGUUUGCUGAAGACAAAAGCAGGGAGGACCAGUUACGGCACUGGAAGUACUGGCACUCCCGGCAGCACACGGCCAAACAAAGGUGCAUUGACAUAGCUGACUAUAAAGAAAGCUUCAAUACCAUCAGUAACAUUGAGGAGAUCGCUUAUAAUGCCAUUUCUUUCACUUGGGACAUUAACGAUGAAGCAAAGGUUUUCAUCUCCGUGAACUGCUUGAGCACAGACUUCUCCUCUCAGAAGGGCGUGAAGGGGCUGCCUCUGAACAUUCAGAUCGACACCUACAGUUACAACAACCGCAGCAACAAGCCUGUGCACCGGGCCUACUGCCAGAUCAAGGUGUUCUGUGACAAGGGAGCAGAACGAAAAAUCAGGGACGAAGAACGAAAACAGAGCAAAAGAAAAGGCAAGUGUCCCGACCCCAGCUCCCAGUUGAACGCCUUCUCCGACGUUAAAGUGCCGCUGCUUCCCUCUCACAAGCGAAUGGACAUCACGGUCUUCAAGCCCUUCGUGGACCUCGAUACCCAGCCCGUGCUCUUCAUUCCCGACGUGCACUUCGCCAACCUCCAGCGGGGCACUCACAUCCUUUCCAUUGCCUCAGAAGAAUUGGAGGGUGAAGGACCCAGCUUGAAAAGGGGGCCUUUUGGGUCGGAGGACGACUUCGCGAUUCCGCCUCCUGCUAAGCUGCCCCGGGCAGAAGAACCGAAGAGAGUGCUGCUCUACGUGCGGAAGGAGUCAGAAGAAGUCUUCGAUGCCCUGAUGCUCAAGACUCCGUCUCUGAAGGGCUUGGUGGAGGCUAUCUCAGACAAAUAUGAUGUUCCCCAUGACAAGAUUGGGAAAAUAUUCAAGAAAUGUAAAAAAGGGAUUCUGGUGAACAUGGAUGACAACAUCGUGAAGCAUUACUCCAAUGAGGACACUUUCCAGCUGCAGAUGGAAGAGGUGGGGGGGUCGUACAGACUCACCCUCACUGAGAUCUGAGGCACCCUGGCCCACAGGUCCCACGAGUUUAAUGCAGGCGUUGCGUAGGCCUUACCGUUUGCCAAGCCACAGGUACAUGGGUCAGCCGCCUUCCAAACACGUGUGGAUGUCAGGGGAAGGGACUCCUUUCGGAUUGGAGAUGGCCCUGCCCUUGGCUUGGAGAUGGUGUUGAAUAUAUUGCAUUGGCGUUUUUCAGAUGACAGAGGAAUCUGUACACUAUUAUUAUGUUUGAAUUUUCUAAUAUAAAUACUUAGGAUUAAAAAUGAAAACUUUGUUCCAAGAUUUGAUAGACUCUCUGGGAACCUUUAGGAUAUCUGCUAUGUUAUUUAUAAAAAUAUUUUUUUAUUACAGGUUACGUUCAAUAUUAUUUUGUGUUAGUUUCUGGUGUAUGGCACAAUGACCAGACUAUAAAAAUACUGGGAUGUCUCCCUUGCCUCUUUGAUGUUAGUGGGCCUGCUUAGUAGUACAGGUCACAAAAGGCAAUGGGUGUGGCUUUAAGGAUUUUGCACCCUGGCCCAGACUCAGUGUAACUUCCUGCCUCAGGUUAGUGGGAGCUGCAUUCCAAGAAGAAAGGAUCCACCCUUUCUCCCUUAGCCUCUCAUCUCCCCCAGUACCCACAUAAAUGUUUACUCAAACAGAGCAUGUUACUGAAAUCUUCCUUAACAACUUUCUUGAACACACAUCAAGUGCCUUUCUUUUUUUUUUCAAGUGCCUUUCUUAUGAAGAACUUCAGUGGGUUACAGUAGGAAUCAGUUAAGCUAAUGCUACAUUGUAUAUAAGUGCAAUACAUUGUUGAAGCCUGUGUCUGUAAAUGUGUACAUACGUGUCUUAUAUAAAGAUAAUAUAUAAAUGCGGUGUCUGUACAUACAGUGAAGAGAUGCAAUGAGAACUACCUUAAAGACUUUGCCUAGAUGAAAGGUUAAGUUAUUUUUUAUAAUGUAUACCAAGCAGAUGGAACACUGCUUCGUGGAACCCACGAAAACACUUUCUCUGUGUUUUCCCAAACACAGCAAUCAUCUCAUAGCUUAACAAAACCUUCUCAGAUGACAGACUGUUUGCUUUUGAGAAUGUUGUUAUUUGGAUUUCUGCACUGUUUAACAAAUGAAGUAAAGGAAAAACACUAUUGCAGUUCACGUGUGCUGUGUAUGCUGAUAUCAGUCAUGUACCUAACACAGUGAACAAACUAAUUAUGCACACACUGUGCACACUGCUCACCGGGUGACACCACUCACAAUGCAGUUCUUUCUAAUCUUCCUGCUAGACUCUAUCAGGAGAAGGACGUUUUACCAUGUUCAGAGCCUUCACGCUUUGAUUAUCUUGUAUGCUAACAGUUUAGAAAGCAUUCAUGAAUUUAUGAGACUGGAUUACCGUGGCAGGGGGACAUUCUGUACACAUUUAAAUAUAUAGAAAUACUCAAAAGUGUAAUUUUAUAACAUAAAAUCACGGGUAUCUUUAGGUUCAGGGAGCUCUAGUUCAUUUGUAUAAGUAGGAUUGAUAGUUACAUUCUUACAUUAAAGUAUUCUAAUGAAGUAUGUGAACUAAAUUGCUGGUUUUCUAAGAUAAGAUACCAUGGGACACGGGUCAUAUAACAAUAUUUUCUAUUUUGUUUUAUGAAAUUGAUUUUGUCUUGUUUACUAUUUGUAAUUGUAUUAUUGAAGAUGUAUUUUAAA
Molossus molossus (Pallas's mastiff bat) is the source of this 3689-nucleotide messenger RNA. It is a transcript of the gene GRHL1, whose product is annotated as grainyhead like transcription factor 1. The coding region runs from base 124 to 2019 and encodes 631 amino acids. The transcript is spliced from 16 exons. Gene Ontology annotation, biological process: regulation of transcription by RNA polymerase II. Gene Ontology annotation, molecular function: RNA polymerase II cis-regulatory region sequence-specific DNA binding; DNA-binding transcription activator activity, RNA polymerase II-specific. Gene Ontology annotation, cellular component: nucleus. Lineage: Eukaryota; Metazoa; Chordata; Mammalia; Chiroptera; Molossidae. The record is from RefSeq and is a predicted model, not a curated record.